Messenger RNA from Peronospora matthiolae, 1920 nucleotides. NCBI's taxonomy places the organism in Eukaryota, Oomycota, Peronosporomycetes, Peronosporales, Peronosporaceae. The record is from the annotation of a GenBank genome assembly.
AUGCUGCUGGCCCCUGACAAGUUGCGCGAGCUGCGCGCACUCAUGAGUCGCACGAACGUUCGUCUGCUUCCUCUGAGACAUCGCUUGGGUAAGACGGAGAAGGGUGAGGCAGCAACGGAGCCUACGACCCGAUCGCUGCAGGCUUUCAUCGUGGACACGGCCGACGCCCAUCAGAGCGAAUACGUGGGGGACGCGCACAAACGCCGCGAGUUCCUCACGGGCUUCACAGGAUCAAGCGGCACAGCGCUUGUCACGAUGAAUGAAGCGCUGCUGUGGACGGACGGCCGCUACUUCUUGCAGGCGGAGCAGGAGCUCAGCGAAGACUGGACGCUCAUGAAGUCCGAGGAGCCGGGCGUGCCGACAAUUGAGCAAUGGAUAAAAUCCAAUCUCCCCUGUGACAGCUGUUUGGCGAUCGAUCCCUAUUUGACUUCGGCGAUCGCAGCUCGCAACUUUGCCAGGGCUCUGAAGGAUACAAAUAUUGAGCUUGUGGCGCUCUACGAGACUGAGAACCUGAUUGAUCGCGUGUGGGCGGACCGUCCAGCUAUUUCACCCUCACAGAUCACUUUUCUGCCCGAAAAGUACACUGGGCGAUCAGUUGCUGACAAGUUGGCGCGUCUUCGUGAGGCUGUUAAGGAAGAAGGAGCAGACGCCGUUGUACUCACUGCUCUGGAUGACAUUGCGUGGCUGUUUAACAUUCGAGGAAACGAGGUCAAGUUCAAUCCAGUUGUUACGUCGUACGCCAUCGUAACUUUUGACUCAGCGACUCUGUUUCUGAAUGCGUCCAACGAGGACGAGGUGACUCAGCACUUGGGACCGAGUGGAAUCGUUUGUAAGCCGUACUCGAAUAUGUUGGAAGAGCUGUCGGCUUUUACCUCUGCUAGUAAGGACAAGCAAAUUCUUGUGGACCCUGCACAAUGCAACGUCGCUGUAUUCCUAGCGAUUCCGGCUGCAAACCGAAAAGAGGUUACGUCGGUGGUUAUGGCCCAGAAGGCGAUAAAGAAUGCAACUGAGAUCGAGGGCAUGCGUCAGGCACACAUUCGUGACGGUGCUGCGCUCGUUAAGUACUUUUGCUGGCUUGAGAACGAGAUGAAUUCCAGCCGCAAAGACCAAUGGGACGAAGUCAUGGUUGCAGACAAGCAGGAACAGCUUCGACAGCAAGUGAAAGACUUUGUGUCACUCAGCUUUGACACCAUCUCGUCGAUCGGGGCUAACGGGGCCAUUAUUCACUAUUCGCCGAAGCGUGGGAAUUGUGCCAAAAUGUCGACGUCUGCCAUGUACCUGAACGACUCAGGUGCUCAGUAUCUGGAUGGCACGACUGACGUCACCCGAACACUCCACUUUGGUCAUCCUACUUCCUACGAAAGAGCGUGCUUUACGUACGUCUUGAAGGCACAUAUUGCUCUUGCAAGUACUGUCUUUCCUGACAAGAUUGAAGGCGUUCGACUUGAUGCAGUUGCGCGUGCACCUUUGUGGAAGGCUGGUCUGGACUAUCGCCACGGAACGGGUCAUGGUGUGGGUGCGUUUCUCAACGUGCACGAAAAGGGUGUGUUAAUGUCGUUUCGCUUGAACCCGAACGGCCUAAAGAUUCAAGACGGCAUGGUUCUUAGCAACGAGCCUGGCUACUAUGAAGACGGCAAGUUCGGCAUUCGAAUCGAGAGCAUCAUGGUUGCUCAGAAGGCGCCUCAAAUCAAGAGCCCACUCAACCGCGACUUCUGCGUAUUUGAAACCCUCACUAUGGUGCCAAUCCAACAGAAGCUAAUCGACGAAAGUCUGCUUACGCCCGAGGAAGUGCAGUGGUUGAACGCGUACCACAAAGACGUACGCGACAAGCUGCAGCCGCUGCUAAAGGAUGACUCGGAAGCUUGCGCGUACCUCGCCCGAGAGACAAAGCCCCUGUUGCAGCAGCCUUCGCCUGCUUGA